This is a messenger RNA of Amphiprion ocellaris (clown anemonefish), 3267 nucleotides long. RefSeq lists its product as uncharacterized. NCBI's taxonomy places the organism in Eukaryota, Metazoa, Chordata, Actinopteri, Pomacentridae. The record is from RefSeq and is a predicted model, not a curated record. Gene Ontology annotation, molecular function: catalytic activity. The transcript is spliced from 2 exons. Bases 1255 to 2904 code for a protein of 549 amino acids.
UAAAACCCUAGUUAGAAAUAUAAAUAAAUAAGUAUAUCCUCCAUUCCCGUCUCCAAAACUGUCCUGUCAAAUGCGUAAUGACGUCAUACGUCACGCUGUGCGUCCUGUCACGUGACGGUGCGCGGCCAAUCGGGUUGUUUUAUAUCCGGAAGUCACUCGCGAGCCGCGAGCUUCGAGAGGGGGACGCGUUGGGAACAUUUGCUGCAAGUACGGUGCUAUUUUCGCUUAAUUACGUAACAUUAACUUUUAAAACUAAAGCAACACGUCUCAAACUAUAGGAGCCAACUACCGGAGCCGCCAGGCGUCAUGUGGAGUCGCGGGUAUUGAUUAAAGAAGGAAUUGGCCAGGUGAUGGCGAGCUAGACCCAAAGAAUUGUAGGCCCACACUGCCUGAAGAACCCUGGAGCUCGAACUGAAAUGAACUGAACUGGACCUCCUGCACCUCCUCCACCUGGUUGGGCUGGUAGGAGGCUCCUUUAAGGCAGCCGCCCCUCUCUUUUACUUUUUGCCUCUCGCAACAACUCAUUCUUGGCCCAAACCCAUUCACCACUCGUUCAACACUCCCUUUCCCUGGACACCGCCCUUUCCCUCUGGACAAUUUGGGCCACUGAACUGUUGCGUGUGUUCUAUCUCGGCUGAACUUCAGAACUCUUUCGCGCGUCUAAUGGAUCAUUUCUCGCGUGUUAAUGGAUCCAUCGAAUAAUGUUUUUUUGUGAAAUAACUGUGACUUAAUUCUGCACUUUUCAUGAAUGGCCAUUCACUUUAAAUGUUAAAUGUUGUUUGCCGAUGUCAAAAUAUAAUAUAAUUGGUACCACCUAAAACUUACAUCAUUGUGUUCAGUCUCCUUUGAUCCACUCCUAGAGCCGAACUUAGAUCUGUCUGAUCUCUAGCCCAAUUCAACCAAUACUCUAACUGCAAACUAGUACUAAUACAGCGCUAAUAGUAGCGGCAUAUAGGCUACACAUUCUUUGAACAUUAGAGUAGAACUUUAUUCAGACUUGUUAGUGACGUUAUCUAACGUUGGUGGAAUGUUUCCUGCCGGCUGCAUCUCAGUGAAUCAGGUUCCAGGUUGGAUUAAAUUCAUUUAAAUGUAAAAACCCCUCCCUGGGCUGCGACCUUAUCGUGGUGGAGGGGUUUGCGUGCCCCAAUGAUCCCAGGAGCUAUGUUGUUGGGGGCUUUAUGCCCCUGGUAGGGUCUCCCAAGACAAACAGGUCCUGGGUGAGGGACCAGACAAGCAGCAGCCCAGAAGACCCCAAUGAUGAGCAACAACUUUGGAACCACGAGUCCCUUGCCCGGACGCGGGUCACCGGGGUCCCCCCCUGGAGCCAGGCCCGGGGGUGGGGCUCGAAGGCGAGCGUCUGGUGGCCGGGCUUUUUCCCACGGGGCCCGGCCGGGCACAGCCCGAAAAAGAGAUGUGGGACCCCCCUCCAGCAGGCUCACCACCCGCAGGAGGGGCCAUAGGGGUCCGGUGCUAUGUGUGUUGGGCGGCGGCCAGGGGCGGGGAGCCUGGCGUACCGACCCCCGGCUACACAAGCUGGCUCUAGGGAUGUGGAACGUCACCUCUCUGGCGGGGAAGGAGCCUGAGCUGGUGUGCCAGGUUGAGAAGUUCCGACUUGAUAUAGUCGGCCUCACCUCGACACACAGUGGGGGCUCUGGAACCAGCCCUCUCGAGAGGGCUUGGACUCUCUUCCACUCUGGAGUUGCCAAUGGUGAGAGGCGCCGAGCAGGGGUGUCAAUACUCAUUGCGCCUCGGCUCGGUGACUGUGUGUUGGGGUUUACCCCGGUGGACGAGAGGGUGGCCUCCCUUCGCCUUCGGGUGGGGGGACGGUUCCUUACUGUUGUUUGCGCCUACGGGCCGAACAGCAGUUUGGAGUAUCCGCCCUUUCUGGAAUCCUUGGAGGGGGUGCUGGAGAGCGCCCCUUCUGGGGAUUCCAUAGUUCUGCUAGGGGACUUCAACGCUCAUGUUGGCAAUGACAGUGAGACCUGGAGAGGUGUGAUUGGGAGGAACGGCGCCCCCGAUCUGAACCCGAGCGGUGUUUUAUUAUUGGACUUCUGUGCUCAUCACAGAUUGUCCAUAACGAACACCAUGUUCAGGCUUAAGGGUGUCCAUAUGUGCACUUGGCACCAGGACACCCUAGGCCGCAGUUCGAUGAUCGACUUUGUUGUCGUAUCGUCGGACUUGCGGCCGCAUGUCCUGGACACUCGGGUGAAGAGAGGGGCGGAGCUGUCAACCGAUCACCACCUGGUGGUGAGUUGUCUCCGAUGGUGGGGGAAGAUGCCAGUCAGACCUGGCAGACCCAAACGGAUCGUGAGGGUGUGCUGGGAACAUCUGGCGGAGUCCCCUGUCAGAAGGAGUUUCAACUCCCACCUCCAGUCAAACUUCAACCAUGUCCCGAGGGAGGUGGGGGACAUUGAGUCCGAGUGGACCAUGUUCCAUGCCUCCAUUGCUGAGGCGGCCGAUCGUUGCUGUGGCCGUAAGGUGGUCGGUGCCUGUCGCGACGGCAAUCCCCGAACCCGUUGGUGGACACCGGCGGUAAGGGAUGCCGUCAAGCUGAAGAAGGAGUCCUACCGGGCCUUUUUGGCCUGUGGGACUCCGGAGGCAGCUGACAGGUAUCGGCUGGCCAAGCGGGCUGUGGCUGCGGCUGUCGCCGAGGCAAAAACUCGGGUAUGGGAGGAGUUUGGCGAGGCCAUGGAAAACGACUUCCGGACGGCUUCGAAGAGAUUCUGGUCCACCAUCCGGCAUCUCAGGGGGGGAAAGCGGUGCACUGUCAACACUGUGUAUAGUGGGGAUGGUGCGCUGCUGACCUCAACUCGGGACGUUGUGAAUCGGUGGAGGGAAUACUUCGAAGACCUCCUCAAUCCCACCGACACGUCUUCUGAAUCAGAAGCGGGGUCUCGGGCGUAGAUUCUCCCAUCUCUGGGGUCGAAGUCGCCGAGGUAGUUAAAAAGCUCCUCGGUGGCAGGGCCCCGGGGGUGGAUGAGAUCCGCAAGGAGUUCCUCAAGGCCCUGGAUGUUGUGGGGCUGUCCUGGUUGACACGUCUCUGCAACAUCGCGUGGACAUCGGGGGCAGUGCCUCUGGACUGGCAGACCGGGGUGGUGGUCCCUCUUUUCAAAAAGGGGGACCGGAGGGUGUGUUCCAACUAUAGGGGGAUCACACUCCUCAGCCUCCCCGGGAAGGUCUAUUCAGGGGUACUGGAGAGGAGGGUCCGCCGGAUAGUCGAACCUCGGAUUCAGGAGGAGCAAUGUGGUUUUCGUCCCGGCCGUGGAA